Pollicipes pollicipes is the source of this 1696-nucleotide messenger RNA. RefSeq names its product CCR4-NOT transcription complex subunit 4. The coding region runs from base 56 to 1696 and encodes 546 amino acids. Gene Ontology annotation, cellular component: CCR4-NOT complex. The transcript has 10 exons. The record is from RefSeq and is a predicted model, not a curated record. Lineage: Eukaryota; Metazoa; Arthropoda; Thecostraca; Pollicipedomorpha; Pollicipedidae. Gene Ontology annotation, molecular function: RNA binding; ubiquitin-protein transferase activity; metal ion binding. Gene Ontology annotation, biological process: protein ubiquitination.
AGGUAACGUCAACAAAGUUGGUCGGGUGAAAAAAAUACACUGAAGGUCUUCCGGGAUGGCGUACGAUAUGGAUGACCAGGCUGAGUGCCCGCUGUGUAUGGAACAGUUUGAGAUGGAUGAUCUUAGCUUCUUCCCUUGCACGUGCGGGUACCAGAUCUGCCGUUUCUGCUGGCACCGGAUCCGCACCGACGAGAACGGCCUGUGCCCCGCCUGCCGAAAACCUUACUCGGAGAACCCGGCCGACUUCAAGCCGCUCACCGCCGAGGAGCUGCAGAAGAUCAAGGCCGAGAAGAAGCAGAAGGACCUGCAGAAGAAGCAGAAGAUGAGCGAGAACCGCAAGCACCUGGCCAACGUGCGGGUGGUGCAGAAGAACCUGGUGUUCGUGGUGGGGCUGUCGCCGCGGCUGGCCGACCCGGACGUGUUAAAACGUCACGAGUAUUUCGGCAAGUUCGGCAAGAUCCAUAAAGUAGUGAUAAACCAUAGCACGCAAUAUGCUGGCUCUCAGGGCCCCAGCGCUAGCGCCUACGUCACCUACUACCGGUCGGAGGACGCGUUACGGGCCAUCGAGGCCGUCAACAACGUGACGGUGGAGAACCGCACGCUGAAGGCGUCGCUAGGCACUACCAAGUACUGUUCGCACUUUAUGAAAAACCAGCCCUGUCCGAAGACGGACUGCAUGUACCUGCAUGAACCGGGCGAUGAGGCGGCCAGCUUCACGAAGGAGGCCAUGCAGCAGGGAAAGCACCAAGAGUACGAGAAAAAGCUUCACGAUCAGCUUUAUCAACAACACCAAAAUCAAAUCAACCGGGCGAAAGACCGGCGGUCCCACCAGUCGCAGUCUGAGUCCGGCUCGGUGCCCAUCCCGCCCGGCUCGGAGCGCGUGAGCAGCGCUGAGAACAGCCCUCCCGACGGCGGCUCGGCCGGCUCGGCCGGCUCGAGCGGCGGCGGUGGCGGCGGCGGCGGUAGUGGCGGCGGCGGCGGCAGCUCCACCUCCAACGGUAGCUGGCCGCUGCUGCAGGCGACCAAGAAGUCGCGCGGCCGCAAGGGUCGUAAGCGGAACGCUGGCGGCCAGAGUCCGAGCGUGGUGGUGGCGAGCAAUCACUCGGACGACGAGAACAGCGCCGGCUCGCGGGAGCGCCAGACCGACAGCAGUCGGUCGACGCCGCUCUCGCAGUCGGCCCCGCCGCUGCAGGUGGGGCCGGCCGCCACGCCGCCGCCCGAGCCGCCCGCUCAGCCGUCUCCUCCGCCGCCUCCGCCGGCGCCGGCGCCCGUGCCCGUGCCCGUGCCGGCGCCCGAGACGACCGCCCCCACGCCGCCGCCCGAGGAGGACGACUGCCCGCUGGACGGCGCCGACGACGAUCUCGACUUUGACCCGUUCGAGGAGACCAAGAAGGGGCUGGGUGCGCUGCUGGAGCAUCUAUGUGGCAGCAAGAUGCUGCCCUUCCUCAAUAAUAGCGCUAUGAACGGUAUGAACGGGUUGAACGGACUGAGCCGGCUGCCGCCGGGUCGGCCGCGGGCGCUCUCUCCGCCGGACAGCCUCUUCUCGGACCUCUCCAGCAUGAUGAUGCACGGCCAGAGCAAGCCGCCGCCGCCGCCGCCGCUGCAGGCGGCGUGUCAUGACGCUCUCAAGGACUGGCACGGCCUGAAGAAGCACUUCCCCAACAUCAACAUCUCGUUCAGCAGCGCACACUUCUAG